Messenger RNA from Xyrauchen texanus (razorback sucker), 3455 nucleotides. It is a transcript of the gene b3galt1a, whose product is annotated as UDP-Gal:betaGlcNAc beta 1,3-galactosyltransferase, polypeptide 1a. Gene Ontology annotation, molecular function: N-acetyl-beta-D-glucosaminide beta-(1,3)-galactosyltransferase activity. The transcript is spliced from 2 exons. The coding region runs from base 627 to 1616 and encodes 329 amino acids. Gene Ontology annotation, cellular component: membrane. The record is from RefSeq and is a predicted model, not a curated record. Lineage: Eukaryota; Metazoa; Chordata; Actinopteri; Cypriniformes; Catostomidae.
CCGCUCUUUCAUACAGUACCAUCUAUUCGCCUAAUUCUCAGGAGACUACUGGCAUCAUUUCACCAAGGAAGCUAAUGUGACAAAAAAAAAAGAUUCAUAUGCAGCAAAAAAGUGGGAUCUGGGAAUAAAAAUGAAUACCCAUCACGUGCAAAGAGAGAAUUUCGACUUCCUGUGACUUACAGACAAAUAGACAUCCAGCAGCACCUGGAUCAAAAAGCAUCUCCAUUCACUCCACACUAUAUUUAUGCUUUAUUAAUGACUGUCGGAACAGACGCAGUGCAGUGAAGACCCACAGAGACAGAAGGUCAGUUAUAGGAAAGUGCAUGCUGCAAAUCUAUUAUAGAUAAUAUGAGACAGGGAAGAGGGUCAUUCAAUCUUUAAAACCUUCAUCAAUAACACUGAUACCCCUUUAAAUAACAUGAUUACCAACACCAAUAAAUAAUUGGUGGCACCAGUGCUCCUCUAAUGCUCCUUUAUAGCAGAAUGAUGCUACUGAACAAAACUGAACCAGUUUUGACAGCAAAAGAUGGAUGGUUUGUGCUCAUUUGAGCAAUGAUCUUCAAAUAACUACACGUGGCCUGUGGGCUGAACACGUGUGAUUGACAGGUGCUCUAGCCACUGCCGAGAUGCCAUCAAAGGUGUCAUGCCUGUACAUGCUGACUGUGGUCUGCUGGGCCAGUGCUCUGUGGUAUCUCACUGGUUCCCGCCCCUCAACCUCCUACGUGGGUCCGAUGAACUUUGCCGUCCGCAAACCACUCCCAAGACUCUCAAAAAAUAAAACGUUGAACAACAUCCGAACACGUUCCCUAAACCCGCACAAUUUCAAGUUUCUAAUCAAUGAGCCCACCAAAUGCAAAAGCAAAACACCCUUCCUCGUCCUCCUCAUCAGCACCAACCACAAGGAGUUUGACGCCCGACAGGCAAUACGGGAGACUUGGGGCGACGAGAACACAUUCAGCGAUGUUCGUAUUCUGACUCUGUUUCUUCUUGGGUUCAGCACGGAACCGGUCCUCAACCAGAUGGUGGAACAAGAGAGCCAGAUCUUCCAUGACAUCCUGGUUGAGGACUUUGUGGAUUCCUACCACAAUCUGACCCUAAAAACUGUCAUGGGGAUGCGCUGGGUGUACUCAUUCUGCCCCGAUGCACAGUACAUCAUGAAAACGGACAGUGAUAUAUUUGUCAACAUGGACAAUUUAGUGUUUAAGUUGCUGAGACCCAAUACCAAGCCAAGGCGGCGCUUUUUCACAGGUCGCGUGAUAAACGGAGGCCCCAUUCGUGACAUCCGCAGCAAGUGGUUCAUGUCCAGAGAGCUCUAUCCUGACAGCAGGUACCCACCCUUCUGCUCUGGCACCGGGUAUGUGUUCUCUGGAGACGUUGCAGAGUUGAUCUAUAAGACAUCUCUCCAUACAAGACUCCUAUAUCUGGAGGAUGUGUAUGUGGGAAUGUGCCUGCGUAAACUAGGUAUUCAACCCUUCCAGAACAGUGGAUUUAAUCACUGGAAAAUGACCUACAGUCUCUGUCGCUACCGGAAAGUGUUGACUGUGCAUCAGAUCUCACCAGAGGAGAUACUCAGAAUAUGGAAUGAUAUGUCCAACAAGAAACAUCUCAAAUGCUAAUAAACACAAGGCAUUGUUAAAGGAAUAGUUCACCCAAAAGGUUUAUUCAUUGAAAAAAUUUCCCUCUGCCCCAUUUUCGUAGUCUUUUGUUGUCCAUUUCAGAGCUUUGGCUGAGUGGAAGAUUACCAGAAAAUAACAACAUAAAUUUUGGUCUAUUCUUCUGACAAAACUAUCGUAUGGCUAUUUAGACUUCAUAUGGGCCACUUUUAUGAUGCAGCUUGACAGACCAAGUCAACUUCCACUUUCGUUAUAUGGAAAACAACGGCCACGAUAUUCUUCAAAUAUUUACCUUUUGAGUUUCAUGGAGUAAAGUAAGGUCACACUAAUCUGUUUCCUGAUGUCAUCCUUUUCCUAGGUAUGCUGCAAUAGAGAGGUUUUCUGAAACGCUACGUUUCGGUUUUCAGUGUGGAUGAGAGGUGUAAACAUAGCAGAAUUAAUUAGUUUUUUAAACAAAAACGUAUUCGUGGCAUAAGUCAUAUGGGUUUGGAACAACAUUAAAAUGAGAAAGGAUUACAGAAAUUUUUUUUUUUUGGUGAACUAUUCCUUUAAAUUUGUGUAUAAUAAUGUUAAAACUUGAAGGUGUAAAAACAUGAUUCAUCUACUAGACUGCUGUGAAUUUAUUUGCUUUAUAUUAGUAGUGCCGACUUUCAAUGGAAAACAAAAUUAUAUUAUAAAUAACACUACAGUAUUUACUAUCCCAGAAUUAUGCCAAGUACUACAUUUAAUCAUGUAAAUCACUUUAAUGAAUGAGUAUGCAUAUUUAUGUGUAGUAAAAGCCUUUGCAAAUCAUAUAGCUCAGUUUUAGAACCUGAAUAGGAACAUUAUUUUGCCAUUGAAGGGUAUGAUGAAAUGGAAACCCUUUACAAUAAGGUUCCAUUCAUUAAUAUUAGUUAAUGCAUUAGAUAUCAUGAAGUAACUAUGAACAAUAAUUUAUAGCAUUUAUACAUUUUUGUUAAUGCUAGUUAAUAAAAAAUACAAUUGCUAAUUGUUCAUGUUAGUUCAUAGUGCAUCAACCAAUAUUAACAUAUACAACUUUUGAUUUUAUAAAUGCAUUACUAUAUGUUGAAAUUAACAUUAACAAAGAUGAAUAAAUGCUGUAAAAUAUUGUUCAUUGAUAACAAAUGGAACCUUAUUGUAAAGUGUUACCGAUGAAAUAAUGCAAAAAUAAAUUGCAUAGACACACACACACUUUGAUUUUACAUUUACAGUACAUGCAUGCACAAGAAAUACACACAAACAGGCACUCAAAUACACAUACAAGUACCUUCUUGGCAUGAAGAGCUAUUUACUCUAGCCAGUCCAGCUGAAUUAAAGAGAAACUGAGCUCCAAGCUUCGCAAAUCAAUCAGCCAAGGAUACUGAAACCCAAUACAAAACCACUGGUCCCCCAAAAAAACCUUUCCAAUGUAACCUUUUAACCUUUUCAAUUAGUAUGUGCUUUGUAUUUUUGACAGCAAGUGAUCGUGUGCUGCAUUAGUGUAUAUUUAGCCAUUCAAUUGUGUACUGCAGGUGGAUGAAUAAAACGGGGCAAAAAUGGUCUUGUAUUAUAAUAAUGUAACAUAGCACACAUGAAAAGGCCACGCUGGGACCAUGCACUUUAUUUUGUAUAUGAAAACUCAUGGACAGAUCUGUUUAGCACUGCUGACUGUAUAUUGAAUAAACAUAUCCACUUUUUCUAAAAGUAUCACUGUUCUGUUACGUCUUUUAUCACUGGGCAUAGUAAUCUGGGAGUGAAAUAAUCUGAUUGGUCUAUUGAGAAUAUAUUAUUAAUAACAUACAAUUUAUUAACAAUUACAUUUCAUGAGUCAAAGUGACCACAGACAAAUACCUCUACUAAAAA